This is a messenger RNA of Blepharisma stoltei, 513 nucleotides long. The record is from the annotation of a GenBank genome assembly. Lineage: Eukaryota; Ciliophora; Heterotrichea; Heterotrichida; Blepharismidae.
AUGCUAAAAUCUCUUGAAGACUAUCUCAUAGAAAUCAGCACAGCUCUCGACUCCGCCUUAAAUAUCAGAAAUUUCCCAUCACAGCACGAAGAAAGGCAUAAUAAGCCAGAAGUUGAAACAAGAAAAUCAAAAGAACUUCUAUUGCCUCCCAUAGUUCUUACAAGAUCCAAAUAUGAAGAAACUUUAAUUGAGCCUUCAAUAAACUCAACUAGAGUUUCUUUAAGGUUCAAAAAGGUUGAUGAUCUAGACAGGCUUCUUUCUUCUAUGUUCAUGCGAUUUUUGACUCUCAGAGCUGAACAAUUUCUUAUUAUGAGAAGAGUGCCUAUAGAAGGAUAUGACAUCAGCUUCUUGAUUAUUCAUACUCAUAUGGAGCAGCUUUACAGAGAAAAACUGAUUGAAUUUAUUGUUACUUUUUUGAAAGAAAUUGAAAAAGAAAUCAAUGAAAUGAAGUUGUCUGUGAACUCGAGAUUAAGAAUGGCAGCAACCCAAUUUGUAGCUAGCAUCGUAAAAUAA